GCUGCACCGGGAGCAGAGUUGCACUGUCAUGCUGAUGUCGAAACCGGCCGCCGACGUGGAACGGUGCCAAUACGCGCCCUGCGUCACCAGUGGACGCCUGGAAAGGUCGGCUUGGCGCGGUGCAAACAAAAGUCUCCAAUUGUUGUUGUUGUUUUCUCAUAGCGCAUUUUGCUUCAACCCGCUGGCGCACGAAGGAGCGAAAAAGUUCCAAGACCGAUUCCGUCCGGCGGUGUCGUGAGCCGCUGUUUCUGCGCACAAUUUCCGCACAUGGACCAGGAGUCAUAAACACACCUCACCCAGUCAAAGCAGGAAACCUCGAAAUGAACCAGGAAACUCACAGGUGGAGAACUGACAGCAGUUUUGGGAUGCCUGUCCAUUCGUUGAUCUGAUAUACUCAACCACCGAGAGAUGAAAGAACAAGCUCAUCUGUAUGGGCAAAGUGGAGCAGUGUUGGCGUCUAAGUGAUUCUGUCCUGACAGCUUUCUCUGGAUUAUUCAAUGAUGCCCGUUCAGCCUGAGAGGGUCCCCUGCCAUGAUGGCCUUCCAACCAAACUGAAAAAAUAUAGCUCUCUGUCUCCCAGUGACCUCCAGCUGUGUCUGUAUUUCCUAAUGACACGAGGUUGGGUGUAAACUCUUUGCUCGUCCCCGUUCUGCAACCCACCCCGCGUAACCACAUCCCUGAGGCCUCAGAGAAUGCUAUGUCCAAGGAAGAAAAGGCCUAUUAAGGAUGAGGAUUUCUCAGCCAUCGCAGUGCCCUCCAUGAAGGGCCACGGUUACCUUGACUACACCAUCGAGAGUCACCCUUCGCGAGCCUUCGCGCUCAUGGACGAACUCCGCCACCACGGGCUGCUCUGCGACCUGGUGCUCCACGUGACCUACAAAGACACGGUAGUGGAUUUCAAGGUACACAAACUUGUGUUGGCUGCCUGCAGCCCCUACUUCAAGGCCAUGUUCACCAGCAACUUCCGGGAGUGCCAGGAGUCAGAGGUGACCCUACGGGACGUGUGCCCACAGGUGAUCGGCCGGCUGGUGGACUUCGCCUACACGUCACGCAUCACGGUGGGCGAGACGUGUGUGAUGCACGUCCUGCUGACCGCCAUGCGCUACCAGAUGGAGGACGUGGCCAAGGCCUGCUGUGACUUCCUCAUCAAGAACCUGGAGCCGUCCAACGUCAUCGGCAUUGCCCGCUUCGCCGAGGAAAUCGGCUGCGUGGAGCUGCACCAACGUAGCCGCGAGUACGUCAACACGCACUUCAGCGAGGUGACCAAAGAGGAGGAGUUCUUCAGCUUGUCCCACUGCCAACUGCUGGAGCUGAUCAGCCAAGACAGCCUGAAGGUUCUGUGCGAGACCGAAGUGUACAAAGCCUGUAUCGACUGGGUGCGCUGGGACGUGGAGGGCCGGGCCCAGUACUUCCACGCCCUGCUCAAUGCCGUGCACAUCUACGCCCUGCCGGCCAAGUUCCUCAAGCGGCAGCUGCAGUCAUGCCCCAUCCUGAGCAAGGCCAACUCCUGCAAGGACUUCCUCUCCAAGAUCUUCCAGGACAUGACCCUCCGCAAGCCGCUGCCGCCGCCGCCGCACCGUGGCACACAGCUGAUCUACGUGGCCGGCGGCUACCGGCAGCACUCGCUGGCCUCCAUGGAGGCGUUUGACCCACGGCGGGGGGCCUGGCUGAAGCUGGAAGGGAUGGCCUCGCCCUGCAGCGGCCUAGGUGCCUGCGUGCUCUUUGGCCUCUUCUACGCCGUGGGCGGACGCAACCUCUCGCUGGAGAGCAACGUGGACUCGGCCGAGUUGUUCUGCUACAACCCGAUGACCAAUCAGUGGACGCAGCUGGCCUCGCUCAACACGGCCCGGAACAGGGUGGGUGUCGGCGAGCUCGAUGGGAGCAUCUAUGCAGUCGGGGGCUCGCAUGGUUCCACACAUCACAACACUGUAGAGAGAUACGAUCCAGAGGCGAACAGGUGGACGUUUGUGUCCCCCAUGUCGGUGGCUCGCCUGGGGGCGGGUGUGGCAGCGUGUUGCGGGGCGCUCUACGUGGUGGGCGGCUUCGACGGCGAAAACCGCUGGAAGACGGUGGAGCGUUACCAGCCGGACACCAACACCUGGCAACACGUGGCACCUAUGAAUACCGUGCGGAGCGGUGUCGGAGUGGUGUGUAUGGAGUCCUGCCUCUACGCAGUGGGUGGUUACGAUGGCCACACACAGCUACACACCGUGGAGAGGUACAACCCCACCCGAGAUGUCUGGGAGCCUGUGGCGUCCAUGUCCCACUGCCGCAGUGCACACGGAGUCACCGUCUACCAGCGCCGACUCUUCGUGUUCGGUGGCUUCAACCAGGGUGGGUUCGUGUCCAGCGUGGAGUGCUACUGUCCGGUCAGCAACCAGUGGACAUAUGUGACGGACAUGCCUGUGGGGCGUAGCGGAAUGGGCGUGGCUGUAACCAUGGAGCCCUGCCCGGGCUGCUUACUGGAAGAGGAAGAAUUGUGACGGGUCUUUUGAAUGUAGUUUGACACGCCCUCAAAGUCCACCCAGUGCCCAAUCAGGCCAGGUGGCAUAGGAACUGCUUUGCCCUAGAAAACAAUUCCCUCAUGAAGAUUUCAGACAGUUUCAGCGCUGCAGUAUUUUAAGAGAGUUCACUGGUCACAGUGUGUUUGUGUGUUUUAAUUUAGAAAGCAAUCAGUGUACUCCUGAAAUGAUUCUCUAAUGAGAAUACACCGCCUCUCAGACGUAUGUUAACUCAAUGCCUGACUGCAGAAGUCCUUAUCAAUUUGUUCUGUAUACCUGUUUUAAAAAAAUUUAAAGUUCAUAUGGACUCGAAUUUUUGCAUGUUUUUACUUGGACCAUCCUGUGCAAACAGGAGAUAUCUGUGAUCUUUUUUUUUUUCUGAAGAGACAUUGAGCCCAAUUGAAAAUCUCAUAUUUUAUGAGGUGUAGUUUUAUUCUUGACCACUAGGUGGAGGGCUAUGACUUCCGGAAUAGAAGCACUUUUAACACAGGAUUAUGGAAAGUGAAUGUCCAAAGGUUCAAUGUGGGGUUGUUGGGGGUUUUUUGUUUUUUGUUUUGUGUGUGUUUGUUUUCUUUUGUUUUGCUUUUUGUAUCAAUACAAUACAUUUUAAUCAAUAAUUAAUUCAUUAAUAAUCCAUUAAUGAUGUUCACUGGCUCUAAUAUAUCUUCAAUAAAUUUUUUAAACCCCA
Molecule: messenger RNA, 3189 nt
Organism: Electrophorus electricus (electric eel)
Lineage: Eukaryota; Metazoa; Chordata; Actinopteri; Gymnotiformes; Gymnotidae
Gene: keap1a
Product: kelch-like ECH-associated protein 1a
Molecular function (GO): protein binding
Source: RefSeq, a predicted model, not a curated record